This is a messenger RNA of Pocillopora damicornis (cauliflower coral), 2421 nucleotides long. RefSeq lists its product as uncharacterized. Lineage: Eukaryota; Metazoa; Cnidaria; Anthozoa; Scleractinia; Pocilloporidae. The record is from RefSeq and is a predicted model, not a curated record.
UCUCGAAAAGGAAUUACAAGCAAUCUAACGAUAAAUUAUCCCUCAAUUCACCACUGUUUUUGAUCCUAGAAAUCGAUGUAUUUAGCUCAAAGAAAGGUAUCUGUCUUUUGAUUUUUUUUUUGUCGUAGUUUAACAGAAAACACCGCCCAGAGCAAACAAAUGAUACUGAAUGCAUUUGUCUUUUGCCAAUUUGAUUCCACUUUGAAGUUUGCCGUUCUGUCACUCAACAUGAACAUUUCCCCGCCUAAAGUACUUGUUUAUUGUCUAAUACUAACUACGUCCCCCACUUCAUAAGUUCGUAGCCAAUAAAAUUAAAAGCAACACCACCUGCCAGUUAAAACUUUAAAAUAGAAACUCUAGUAACGAGGUUAUUUCAAAAGGCUUUCUCGAACCCUCUGAGGACAAAAUGAAGUUAAUAGAUCUCUUAUAUGAUCAGUGCGUUUGAAAUAACCUCCUUUACCCUUUAAAUUUUCGCGUAAGGGAAGUUAAAAAGCAAUUUUCAAAUUUAAACUAAUUCCUUCCAUUCCUGUGUGUAUUAGAAAUCCGUAGAAAUAAUGAGAGGAAGUUUAAUUUUGGUGAUACUUCAUUUGGAAGUGACGAUAGUUGUAUUCAUAUGGAAAAACAAUUUUAAUGAACUUAAUGAGAUACACCUGGAUAAAUGCUCAUUUGGUUUGCUGGACGACGGUCAGUGUUUGUACUUAAAUGUAGCCACGAAGAUCUCAACAUUGCCGUCAACACAUUAUAAAAGGAUUGCUCGAAAAAUCGUAAGGUAGUUCCUCAGAAGAAUUUUUGGAGCCAUGGGUAAUCCCAGUUAAGUCUUGCCUCGAGUGUCUUUCUCAAGCGUACAAGAGCGGAAGAGAAACAGUCUUUAAUAUUGUUGGUAUUGAAGAUUUCAAGAAUAUCAUUUCGAAGGACGCCGUUUUAAUGAGUUUCUUGUCAGUCAAAACAGUUUAUCUGGAUUCUAAAGAGUGUUUAGAAGACAAAACAACUCAACCGCACGGAAUCGAACAUGAAGAAGGAAAUUUUAGCUCGAAAGAUUUAAAAGCAAAAGCAAAUAAUGACAAGGAAAUCAAGCAAGAAGACGAAAGUUAUAAGCCAGUGACAGGAAGUAAUGACUGGCGAUUUCCAACAAAGGAAAGAAGUAAGGGAAAGUCUAUGAUGAUUUCGCCAGUAUCAGCGAACUCUUCGUCGCUGAUUGCGAUAGGCAAGGGAGAUGGAAAGACCAGAAAGAUCGAGAGCGAAAUUUUUAUGUUAAAGCGUUCAAGUUCGGCACCGAAUUGUUCCUACAAGCGGGCGAAAGUAACUAAACAAAAGUUUCGACUUCCUUGCAUUCCCGAUCUACAAGCAUUGUCAAUCAACGGCGAGCACCCAAUUAAAGCGCUCUUCGUGGAGGGUAAAAAGCUUGGAUCCGCGAGGAGGACGGGUAUUUCACCAGAUGCCCAUGAUAAGAAUCAAGAAUUGCCGAAAACUCACCCAAAAAGAAUCAUAAACAACAACAUUGAUAAUCUUGCAAGAAAACCAAUUCCCGGUAUUGUAAUCGACGGCAAGAAAGAACGUCACCAUGGAGACUGGUACGAAGAUGCACUGCCAGCCAUUAACAAAGCUGAUUUGCGCGUCAAGUCAGCUUAUACCAGCUCGAGCAAAGUUUUUAACACUUACUUACAAUCAAGAUUUGGUAAAAGCGUUUACAGAGGCAGUUUCAGGAAAACUGGCACCAGCGGUGACAAAACUUUUCAAGUUUAUUGGGCGCCAGUAUUGAUAAAGAAAAAAGUUUUAAACUACCGCACUACUCCCUCUAACUGCUCUCAAGAAAACGUUGGUGAAGCGAUUGCUGUGGAGGAGGUCAGCAGCAAGCAGAGGAAGAUUGUGAUCGAGGGAAGUAUUUAUAAUCCAGGAGGGGCUAUGAGUCUAGUUCAGAAGUGAAUUUUGAAACUCUUCACGCAGUCCUUUUAGUGGGCAAUUGGGCAAAUACAUCAAUAGGCAAAGAAAGUGUUAAUCAAUCAAUUUAUGAAUAUAUAUUUGCAUAAGCACUGUAAUUAUCCCUAAUUCAUCUGGUCUAACUUGCUAUCUCAUGAUGGACUAAACUAAUAUUAUUUUCUGGCGAAAAUCUUAAGAAAUUUCAAGAGGUUUAAAAUGAACUAGCUUUAAAAUUGAUACAAAAGAGAAACUGUUAACUUAGUAGCCCUUGUUUCACUAGUGUAUGUGCAAGAGCUUCUUUACGCUUCUUUUAUCGACUUUUGCGCAGUAGGAUUUUUCUACAUCUAGUGACCACUAAUACAGUUAACCGGAUUCCAAAUAACAUAACUAAUUUUACCUGUUCGUAUCCAUAGUCAACACAUUUUAGCAGAUAUACAUUAGUGAAUCAGCGUUUAUGAAGUGAGAAAAUUAAUGAAGAAUUGAAUAAACAGUGGGUAUAAUACA